Molecule: messenger RNA, 447 nt
Organism: Fusarium coffeatum
Lineage: Eukaryota; Fungi; Ascomycota; Sordariomycetes; Hypocreales; Nectriaceae
Exons: 3
Coding region: 1-447 (148 amino acids)
Source: RefSeq, a predicted model, not a curated record
AUGCUCGGUUCUCUUGUUGUUCUGGUCCUCGCCAGCCUCUCUGUCGCUUCUCCUGUUCUUGAGAAGCGAGCUAUUACAUGUCUCCGUGUAGGCCAGACCGCCACAGCCUCUUGGACCAACGCUGCUGGCAAGAAAUGUACUUUCACUGGCGUCGUCGGCAGCAACUUUGGAGCCAACCCUUCCGGAUCAGGAGAUUACUCAUGUAACGGACGAUGUGGUGCCGGCUGCAGUGGAGCGGCUCUGGGCAAUGCCUACACUCAGGACUGCUUUUCUCAUGAUAUUUGCUCUUACUUCAACAGUGCCAGUGGAGGCUCUGGUGACCCGAACUGUGGAGCUGCCUUCAACGCGGCUGUUGAUGAUACUGCGUUUGGCCUUGCGAACGGCUGCUCUCAAUCUAAUCCCAGCAAUGGAGUUGCGAAGCCCAACAGUGUACCUGUCUGUCGAUAG